GGUCGCCUGAGCUAGCCUCCUCUGCACAGGUGGCCAGAAAGGACUCAACUCUCCGCCUGGCCUAGAGGACUGAGAGGCAUGACUGGACGGAAUGGGCUUUCGGAUGCGCGCUCCAGGAGUAGAGCCCUGGCGCCAGGCUGUCCUCCCACCGGCUCUCGCCUUCGAAGCUUUGCCAUCAGUGACCUGCUGGGAUUGGAGGCAGACCUGCCAACUCCGGCGGAGCCUGGGCUAAGAUCCAACUGUGAAGUUCCAGCGGAGGCAACAGGGCCGGGGCCGGGAGUCGGGCCGGGACUCUGCGGCUCCUGCCCGACUCGCGGGGCUCUCCCGCUGGGCCUGGGCCUCCUCUGCGGCUUCGGAGCGCAGCCCCCGUCCGCAGCCGCCGCUCGCGCGCGCUGCCUGCUCCUCGCCGAUCUGCGGCUUCUGCCGCCUGCAGGACCCGAGCCUGCUGUCCCCCAGAGUCCCGUCCAUGCGCCGCCUGCGCUCGGCAGCCAGCAGCGCAGCGAGAGCGUCUCCACGUCGGAUGGGGACAGUCCAUCUGAAGAAAAGAGUGACCCGAAGAUGUCCCUUACCCUGGGCAAGAGGAAGAAGCGGAGGCACAGAACGGUUUUCACUGCCCAUCAACUCGAAGAACUGGAGAAGGCGUUUGGUGAGGCCCACUAUCCUGACGUGUACGCGCGGGAAAUGUUGGCUGCAAAAACAGAGCUCCCGGAGGACCGGAUACAGGUCUGGUUCCAGAACCGGAGAGCCAAGUGGCGUAAGCGAGAGAAGCGCUGGGGCGGCAGCAGUGUGAUGGCUGAGUAUGGGCUCUACGGAGCCAUGGUGCGCCACUGCAUCCCGCUGCCAGACUCCGUGCUCAACUCCGCAGAGAGCCUGCAGGGCUCCUGCGCACCCUGGCUUCUGGGGAUGCAUAGAAAGUCUACAGGGAUGAAGAAACCAGAAAGUGAAGGCGAGUUGGCGGGACUCUGGAAAUUUGACCAUCGCCAGAAAGGUGCUAAUAAGGAUCAGGAUGGACCUGAGAGGGGACCAGACCAAACGAGCCUGAACCCUGAGGGUAGCUUGGAAGAUGUGGCCAUUGACCUGUCCAGCUCUUCCAGGCAGGCGAUCAAGAAGAUGCCCUCAGGGUCGAGUACUCAGGGAAGUUCCCAAGCCCCAGGGCUGCAGGUUCGCCAGCCCCCACAGGUGGGAGCCUCGUGAGACUGAGAUUGCUCCCCCAAAACUUGGAAAUAUGCAUAUUUCUCACAAGUAUUUUUUUCAGGAGGCAGGUCCAAGGAGAACACCUUCAGUUUGAUUUUCUUCCUGAACUAUCUGGAUAAAAGGCAACACUACAAUGCUGACUGAAUAAUGACUUAGGGAAAGCUGCAUUUAAUUCUAGAGUGGAGAACAUUCAUACAAUCUCUCAAGCCAAUCAAUGUGGUCUAAAGUCUUGUUUUUCCUUUGUAGAAUUUAAACAUGGACGAUAUGAAGUUCAAAGAUAAUUUUAGGGGUAGGGUGUGAGGUAGCUUAGUUAACAGUAUACAAGAAGGCUUGGAUUCAUUACCCAGCACCACAUGGAUGUGGUUCAGUCAUUAAGAGGGCUCAUCUGACCUCCUCUUUUUAAGUUUGAAUAUUUGGCUUGGUUUUGUUGAAACAGGGUCUUGCUGUGCAGCUGUGGCUAGCCUCAUUUUCAGGAUCUCCUGUCUCAGCCUCUCUAGUACUGGGUUACAAGUGUAAAUAUAAUGGUUAUACAUUCCUAGGAGAAGCCUCAAGGCUUCAGAGGAAUGGAUGGAUGGAUGGAUGGAUGGAUGGAUGGAUGGAUGGAUGCUAUAUUACUGUUCCUUGAGCUGGGUCUAGGACAUCCCUGUCUUUGUGAUAGGAGUUACUUGAUAGGACUUGAAUAUUCGAUGUAUAAACAGCAAAGAAAGCCAUAUGCCCCUCUUCUGAAAUCACCUCGUGCCAUGUUUAAGCAAUUGUAAAUAUCUGGAGACUGUCUGAAGGUCAGACCCAACUUCUUGGUCUUUUUGAAUUUAUGUUUGAAAGCACUUUAGUGACUUGGAUUCAUGAAUGUUUUCUUUCCUGUAUUUCCUUUGCUAUUUAUUUAUUAUUUAAAAAUAAAUGUGUGGGGUGUGUGGCUCAAAGCUGCUUACUGGCCCCUCCACAGGCUCUCCCCUCAUGUCCCUUUUCAGUCUGGAAACAAGCAGAGCGAGUUGUCUUUCAGGCUGCAGAACUUAGCACAGGGUCUGUGUGGCGUCCUGUGGGGCAGUAGCCCUGGCUGAGCCAGCUUUUGGAGGUCUAAGUCUGGAGAAGGGUUGUCUGUUUUGGGCGUUUCCUCUGCGGAUUGUCUCAGGGACCCAUCUGGUUGGGCUGCCCCCUCCUCCACCCCAGUCUCUUUAGAUAAGAAAACGGGCAGUCUCUUCCUUUAGUCUAUUUUUAUACUAUGUUAGUUCCGUAGUGUUACACUCUAUAUUGGUGAAGGAUUCUCCCUGUGAGAUGAUGAUUAGACAUUGCUAAGUGAGAAGCCCUUGGGGGGGGAGGGGGGAGAUACAAGUAGAAAUAAAGAUGUUUAAAGCACACUGAAAAUGAAAUAAAUAAUAUUCAACGACUGGUUCUGAAUAAACAUAUGAACAAUGGACAAAGGUUUCUGAAAUA
Molecule: messenger RNA, 2625 nt
Organism: Apodemus sylvaticus (European woodmouse)
Lineage: Eukaryota; Metazoa; Chordata; Mammalia; Rodentia; Muridae
Gene: Vsx1
Product: visual system homeobox 1
Exons: 5
Coding region: 79-1194 (371 amino acids)
Biological process (GO): regulation of DNA-templated transcription
Cellular component (GO): nucleus
Molecular function (GO): DNA-binding transcription factor activity, RNA polymerase II-specific; transcription cis-regulatory region binding
Source: RefSeq, a predicted model, not a curated record